Molecule: messenger RNA, 1558 nt
Organism: Nicotiana tabacum (common tobacco)
Lineage: Eukaryota; Viridiplantae; Streptophyta; Magnoliopsida; Solanales; Solanaceae
Source: RefSeq, a predicted model, not a curated record
AAAACUCCCAGCUCAGCCCUAGUUUCUAAACAUCCACACAUAUGUUGUCUGCCUAGAUCUCUAUUCACAGCUCAAGAUCUGUGUUUUUUCAAAGUAAAGGUUGCGAAUUUGUUGAUUUGUGAAUCGCAGGUCUACCUAGUUUUCAACCUCGCUCGUUUGUGAAUCCCAGGUUAUGGCACCUAGUAAGCAAUGGAUGCAACUUGUUGAUAAUCGACUCGAUGAAGCCUACUUAGUCGGCUCGAUGAAGCCUACUCAAUGGUGCGGCAAACCUUGUAUGUUAGUAGUUGAAGUAAAAUCAACAUAUGAAAACAGAAAUGUUCUUUUCUAGAAAAGAUAGCACCUCCAAACUGGUAAGUCAAUCCUUCUAAUUUCAAAUUCAAAAAGAUGUGGUUUUGCAAAGUUACUUGGUGAGGGAUGUCCAUACUUCUUACUUAUGCGAAAGCUAGGGAGUCUCAGAAAGGACAUUACUGCUAGCAACAGAAAGAGGUAUUUGGCAAGGUUGAUGCAAAAAUAAGCAAAGCACUGGAUGAACUGUUAGUAGUAGAGCAGACGUCUGUCUUACACAAGCUGAAAAAGAUAAAAGACUGAAUCUGAAAUUGAACUGCCAAGGAAAUUAGUAUUAAAAAUAGAGCUGCCUACAAAAGUAGAUUGUUUCAUCUGGGCUGCACUUUUUCUGAAGCUUGUAUGACUCAGGACCUUUGCAAAAGGAAUAUGCAACCAAUAAACAGAUACUACAACAUCUCUAUGCUUGGUCUUUCUCUUGUUCAAUGAAAUACUUGCUUACAAUAUGUAUGAAGGAUAAAUUUGAGAGUGUUGACAUGAUUGAUCAUCAUGAUCAUAUAUUGGGAUGGAUGAAAGAGUUAUGGAACAAAUGGAGAGGACACUUGCAUGCCAAAUAUGUGAAGGAUAAGCCAAUCUAUCAGGCUCUUAAGAAUCUUCCAAAGGGAGUGGGCAAGAAAGAAUGGGAGUGGUUAGUAAAUGAACAUUUUUCUUCAGAAAGUUUUCAGAUUGAAGAAAUGGUUCAAUCGGAUAUGUCUCUACCUAGCAUAGAGAUAGUAGAAAAAUAUUGUGGACCUCAAACUCGUAGCCAUGUAUUUGGAUUUGGGGGCGGAGUAACGGCGAAAGACUUGAAAGGUGGCACUUCUUCAAAGGUUAAAGUACUGUCCGCGCUGCGUUCAACUAGAGAGGAAAAUAAAUCUUUGAGUAAGGAAAACAAAUCCUUACAUGAUCGCUUGUCUACCUUAGAAGAUGAGAUGAAAGAAAUGAAGAAAAUAAAGGAAUUCUUUGCUGGUCAACAAUCACAUGUCUCGCCUACGACAAUGCUCGCUUCAACUGAAUGAUCACUAUUUUUUUCUACUGAUUAAGUUAGUAACCAUAUACCCUGCUUUUUAAUUUUUUUUGUUGAUUUUUAUAGUCAUUUCUGUCUUAUUGCUAUCUCUGUUGCAUCCAUGAAUUUAUAUUCCUUCAAAUUAAAACUAUGGGCAGACGCACUCAGCUGGUACAAAUAGAAAGGCUCGUCCACGGAGUAAUGACACUAGCGAGUAAACUACGAGUUUUA